ACCUAAGUCAACACCUAUCCCCGAACAUAAGCUUAAAACUAUUAAUUUUACUGUUAACUACUCAUUCUCGAGUCGAGAGUAUCGAGACCGACCAUUUUUCUGAAGAAUUCAAGCAUAAAAAAUAUGGGAUCUGCGCCAAAUCAGCCUCUCUUCUGUUUAAAAUGGCCAUGGGAUAUCCGUAAUCAACCCAAAAGCCCUAACACCUGCAGUUCAGAACCGCCAUGGCUAUUCAAUUCGUUCAAGAAUCUUGGCAUCAUAUCCCUCAAUUUCAUCAACAACAAAAUAUCCCAACGAAACCCAUUUCAAUUAAGUGAUGGAAUCAACAAUAAGAAGAAGAUUUUGAACCCUGAAGAACAGGGAGAGGCAGAGCAAAGAGCAUUGGCUGCUGCACUGGCAAGUGGGAAGGAGGCUACUGUAAUUGAAUUUUAUUCACCCAAGUGUAGACUCUGCAAUUCUUUGCUUAAGUUUGUUAUGGAAGUUGAGAAUAGGGAUUCUGAUUGGCUUAACAUCGUGUUGGUUGAUGCUGAGAAUGAUAAAUGGUUGCCUGAGGUUAUAUGGUUGUCAAAUGAAGCAUUCAUUGCUGGUCCAAAUAAUAACAUCUGUUUAUAUGAUGGAGAAUGA
Olea europaea var. sylvestris is the source of this 621-nucleotide messenger RNA. RefSeq lists its product as uncharacterized. Bases 124 to 621 code for a protein of 165 amino acids. The transcript has 3 exons. The record is from RefSeq and is a predicted model, not a curated record. Gene Ontology annotation, biological process: cell redox homeostasis. Lineage: Eukaryota; Viridiplantae; Streptophyta; Magnoliopsida; Lamiales; Oleaceae.